AUGACGAAUAUUUCAAAAAAAACAAGAUUAACUCAUUUUAUGUUUACAAUUUACACGGAUAAUUUUCAAAAAUAUAAAGAAUUAAUAAACGAAAAUACACAAUUGAGAUUGGGAAAUUAUAAAUACAAUAAAAAAGCUUCGACAAUUAAAAGUAUUUUUCAAGAUGAAGAAAUGCAUAUUGAUUAUCAUAAUGGAACAUUUGAAGACAUGAUCAGAUAUUGUAAGAAAGAUCACAAUCGGUGUUCGAAAUAUCAUCCAUAUUGUAGAUGUGAUUUUUUUGAUCUAACAAAAAUAUGCGACAAAUGUAACGAAAGUUGCUUAGAAUUUUGCACGUUCGCAUGUGUCGAUGAUAAUUCUGGACCAUUUGAAUACGGAAAAUUAACAACAAAUAAUAAUGCUGAAAAUACACCGUAUUUUGGUAGAGAUAAUUUUCAAAUAGAAAACAAAAACAAAUAUUCUUCAAUUUAUAAUCAGUUCGAUUAUAUUAUCGAAUACAAAAAAUUUAGAAAUGAUGAUACACGUUCAUGUAUAUUUGAAUGUAUCUGUUGUUCAGUAAAAAGAAUUUUUCAUAAGGGCUCAUAUGAAAAUUUUAUUAAUCUUCGAUUUGAAAUAGAAUUUAAUUCAAAUGUGACUUUCAAACAGAUUGCUUAUAUAGUCAGAGAGGAUAAUUUAAUUGAAGAAUAUAAUAAAAUCAAGUACUACAACCAUGAUUUUAAAUCACAAGUUGACAAAUUUGAAUUAACAGACCAUAGAAUUGAAAACGAUUUAUAUGUUGAUAUGAUUGUAUAUCUGGAAGUAAAAAGAAAAUUAGAAAAUAGAUUAUGUGGAACUAAAAGAAAAAGAAUUCGAUUCAAAGGUUUUAAAGAAAACAAAAUUGAUUAUGUAAUUGAAAAAUCAGAUGAAAAUUAUGAUUCAGAUAUAUCAAUGUCUUUAUUAUCUUCUAAUGAUAGUGAGACAACAAAAUGUAGAAAAAAAGAAAAGGCUGUUUGUAAAGAACAUUAA
Messenger RNA from Racocetra persica, 1002 nucleotides. NCBI's taxonomy places the organism in Eukaryota, Fungi, Glomeromycota, Glomeromycetes, Diversisporales, Gigasporaceae. The record is from the annotation of a GenBank genome assembly.